AUGUUAGCACGUAAUCCCGUGACACACGCGUCUGGAGCACUAGGUACACCUCACCCCUCGAGCACUACACCUCUCGAGUGCUACACCUCCCGAGCGCUACACCUCCAAGCGCUACCCCUCGAGCACUACACCUCUCGAGUGCUACACCUCCCGAGCGCUACACCUCCGAAUGCUACACCUCUCAAGUACUACACCUCCCGAGUGCUACACCUCUCGAGCACUACACCUCUCGAGUGCUACACCUCCCGAGCGCUACACCUCCCGAGCGCUACACCUCUCGAGCGCUACACCUCCAAGCGCUACCCCUCGAGCACUACACCUCUCGAGUGCUACACCUCCCGAGCGCUACACCUCCGAAUGCUACACCUCUCGAGUGCUACACCUCUCGAGCGCUACACCUCUCGAGCGCUACACCUCCCGAGCGCUACACCUCUCGAGCGCUACACCUCUCGAGCGCUACACCUCUCGAGUGCUACACCUCCCGAGCACUACACCUCCCGAGUGGCACACCUCCCGAGCGCUACACCUCUCAAGUGCUACACCUCCCGAGCGCUACACCUCUCGAGUGCUACACCUCUCGAGUGCUACACCUCUCGAGCGCUACACCUCUCGAGCGCUACACCUCCAAGCGCUACCCCUCCCGAGUGCUACACCUGCCGAGCGCUACACAUCCCGAGUGCUAUCCAUAGCCCUCAUGGAGUGCUACGCGUCAUACCAGAAUAG
Molecule: messenger RNA, 723 nt
Organism: Clonostachys solani
Lineage: Eukaryota; Fungi; Ascomycota; Sordariomycetes; Hypocreales; Bionectriaceae
Source: the annotation of a GenBank genome assembly